Messenger RNA from Filobasidium floriforme, 2689 nucleotides. Its product is annotated as putative vesicular-fusion protein sec18. Gene Ontology annotation, biological process: Golgi to plasma membrane protein transport; SNARE complex disassembly; intra-Golgi vesicle-mediated transport. Bases 45 to 2642 code for a protein of 865 amino acids. Lineage: Eukaryota; Fungi; Basidiomycota; Tremellomycetes; Filobasidiales; Filobasidiaceae. Gene Ontology annotation, cellular component: Golgi stack. The transcript has 12 exons. Gene Ontology annotation, molecular function: ATP hydrolysis activity; ATP binding. The record is from RefSeq and is a predicted model, not a curated record.
AUUUGCCUCUUUCUCGAUUAGACAUCGAAUCUAGCCUAUCAAAUAUGCCUUUCUUUACGAGAACAGGCGAUGGCCCCGCACCCCGUGCAAGCGGAACAUCGAGCCCAGCUCGACAGCAACCGCCCCCAAGCCAGCAAUAUGAUCGGUUGCCCGCUCAAGACAACUCGCAACAACGCCGAGUGCCCCCUGCCGUUGGAGGUGACCCGUAUGGUAGACCCGACUCGAGGAGUGCAGGAGCAUAUGGUCAACCGCAAGCGUACUCUCAGCAGCAACCUCAGGGCUACGGUCAGCCUCAAGCUUACAGCCAGCAGCCGCCUUUGCCUGCUCGCGGUUAUCAGGAGGACCCCUAUAGUCGGGCUGGAGCUCAAGGAGGGUACACUGACAAUGGGUACCCUCGUGAAAAGGCCGAAUAUCGUCCGGCUCAGCCUGCCCAGCAUCAGCCACAGCCUCAGCGGGGACAAGGUGGUGGAAUUUACAACAUCGCCGCGUGCCCAACUACGGCUCUUGCCUUGACAAACCGGCUCGUCGUUCACCCCCAGGACUUCCCGGAAGAUAUCGACUAUGUGCGCCUGAAGGGACGCUACGUUCUUGGGAUUGUCCGCGAUAACACUGGAUCGCUACAACCCAGAGAGAUUGGGCCUUCCAAGCAUAUCCGACAAUGGGUCGGGCUGAGCAUGCAAGGAGAACAGGUUGAGGUCGAAGUCUACGAGCCCCAGAAUGGUGACUGGGCUGGAAACGUGGACCUUGAUAUUGGUUUCCAUAUCAAGAAGACAGAGUCUCAUGAGGUGUAUGACACUGAACAAUUGGCUCAAGUCUUUAUCACCGCGUUUUCGAACCUUCCCUUGACCCCUUUACAAACCAUCAUGUUCGAUUACCGCGGUGUAAUCAUGAAAGCCACGGUUCGCUCUAUCUCGACCUUGGACGGCUCUGACGGCGAUAAUAUGGGAAUCAUCAUGGAAGGGACUGAGAUCAACUGGUUCAAAGAUCCCAGCAGCGCCAUCAAGUUGAAGAACACGAGCAACAGGGCACCUACACAAGCGAUCAUUGCGCCCAACUUCAAGUUUGAGGAUAUGGGUAUCGGUGGUCUCGACACUGAAUUCCAAGCGAUCUUCCGUAGAGCUUUCGCCAGUCGAGUUUUCCCUCCGGGACUCGUCGAAAAGCUUGGGAUCACCCACUCAAAGGGUAUCCUGCUCUAUGGUCCUCCUGGUACCGGAAAGACACUGAUGGCUCGACAGAUCGGGAAAAUGCUCAAUGCCACCGAACCCAAGAUUGUGAACGGUCCCGAAAUUUUGAACAAGUUCGUCGGAGCGAGUGAAGAGAACAUUAGAAAGCUCUUCGCGGAUGCUGAGAAAGAGCAAAAAGAGAAGGGUGAUGAGUCCAGCUUGCACAUCAUCAUCUUCGACGAGAUCGAUGCUAUCUGUAAACAGCGAGGAUCCCAAAGUAACGGUACCGGUGUUGGUGACUCUGUUGUUAACCAGUUGCUUUCCAAGAUGGAUGGAGUGGACCAGCUCAACAACGUGCUCGUUAUCGGUAUGACGAACAGAAAAGACAUGAUCGACGAUGCCCUCUUGCGACCGGGUCGUUUCGAGAUUCACAUCGAAAUUUCGCUUCCGGACGAGGCAGGCCGAAUUCAGAUCCUAAACAUUCACACCUCGAAGAUGAAAGACAACAAGGUCAUGGCCCCUGACGUCGACGUCACCGAGCUCGCUAGCUUGACCAAGAACUUUUCCGGUGCCGAGUUGCAAGGUCUAGUGAGAAGCGCAACAACCUUUGCGUUCAACCGACACAUCAAGGUCGGGACCAUGGCAGGGAUUUCGGACAAUGUCAGCGAUAUGCAAAUCACUCGUGCCGACUUCCUGAGUGCGCUGGAAGAAGUUCAUGCCGCCUUUGGUGUCUCGGAAGAAGAGCUUUCGACCGUUGUAGAUAACGGGAUCAUUCACUUUUCGCCAGACAUCGAGACUAUCCUGCGUGACGGGAAACUCUUCGUCGAGCAGGUCAAGAACUCCGAACGGACGAGACUAGUCAGUGUACUCUUGCACGGUCCCGCUGGUUCCGGGAAGACAGCGCUGGCUGCCACUAUGGCACUGGGCUCGAACUACCCCUUUAUCAAGUUAAUCUCGCCGGAAUCAAUGGUUGGAUACAACGAAGCCGGGAAGAUCAACGAACUCAACAAGAUCUUCUCAGACAGCUACAAAAGUCCCAUCAGCGUGAUUGUUAUUGAUAGUAUCGAGAGAAUUUUAGACUGGAACCCCAUCGGACCUCGAUUCUCAAACGGGGCCUUACAAGCGCUGGUCGUUCUUCUAGGGAAGCGACCUCCCAAGGGACGACGGCUUUUGAUCCUAGCGACCACCUCUAACCGAGCCAUGCUGACGGAUAUGGAGAUGGUCGAUGCUUUCGACGCUGAAAUCAGAGUACCGGCGAUUAGCAACCUCUCGUCUGUAGCGACAAUCUUGAAGGAGGUCGAGCUCUUCUCGCAAGAAAGAGAUCUUCAGCAUUGCUUGAGUUUGCUGGAGCAAGCAGGCUUUGGCGGUGAAGGCAAGCUCAACAUCGGCGUCAAGAAGCUGUUGACCAUGGCAGAAAUGGCCAGGCAGGAUCCGGACCCUGCCGAAAAACUGGUUGGAAGUUUGAUACAGGCUAGCUAGUUCUUCAGUGACUACAGAUUGAGAGGAUCCAAUUCUGAUUGUAAAGC